Molecule: messenger RNA, 2168 nt
Organism: Olea europaea var. sylvestris
Lineage: Eukaryota; Viridiplantae; Streptophyta; Magnoliopsida; Lamiales; Oleaceae
Product: probable LRR receptor-like serine/threonine-protein kinase At3g47570
Exons: 2
Coding region: 84-2120 (678 amino acids)
Biological process (GO): protein phosphorylation
Molecular function (GO): protein kinase activity; ATP binding; protein binding
Source: RefSeq, a predicted model, not a curated record
ACUUACCGGAUGAGCUUGGCAAGCUUAACCUUCAGAAGUUUAAUGUCCACAACAACAGCUUGUUUGGCACCAUCCCGAUUUCGAUGUUCAAUAUAUCAACUAUUAAGAUGAUGGAACUUUCAACCAAUCAGUUUUCAGGCCAUCUUGCUUCAACCAUUGGGCUUUCACUUCCGAAUCUCGAAGAGCUUUAUCUGGGUGACAACAGAUUCACUGGAGUAAUUCCAAGUUCUAUCAACAAUGCUUCUAAGCUUACAAUCUUAUCAAUGAGCACCAACUCUUUGACUGGCACCAUUCCCGACUUUGGUAAUCUAAGACUUCUACAGUACCUUCUUAUUGGAGAAAAUAAUUUGACAGGAGAAUCUUCGAGCCCGCAGUUGAGAUUUUUCUCUUCAUUAACAAAUUGCCGAUAUUUGAAGAUAUUUGAAGUAUCUUUGAAUCAGCUAAACGGUAUUCUCCCAGCAUCAAUUGGGAAUUUCUCCAGUUCUCUUCAUGCAUUCAAAGCAUUUGGAUCUCACAUUAAGGGGGCUAUUCCUGAUGAGAUUGGAAACUUGAGCAGCUUGGAAGGAUUAUAUUUAGAUAACAACCAGUUGACGGGAUUCAUCCCAAGAUCACUAGGGAAAGUAAGAAAUCUUGAACGUAUAUAUCUUGAACACAAUAGGCUUGAUGGAUACAUCCCAGCUGAGCUUUGCAAUUUAAGUAAUUUGGGUGACUUGUACCUAAGUAACAAUACGGUCUAUGGGUCAAUCCCAUCAUGCUUGGGCGAACUUAAAUCUUUCAGACAUCUCUACUUAGACUCCAACAGAUUGGAGUCUACUGUGCCUUUAAACUUGUGGAGCCUUAACGAUCUCCUGGAACUAAACUUGUCCUCGAACAGUUUAAGAGGCUCCCUACCUACGGAAAUAAAAAAUUUGAAGGUCGUCUACAUACUGGACUUGUCGCAAAAUCAAUUCUCAGGUGAUAUCCCAAGCUCUAUUGACAGCAUGCAAUCAUUGGUUUCACUAUCUUUUGCACAUAAUAAAUUUCAAGGAGCUAUCCCUGCGUUUCUAGGAAACAUAAAAGCCUUGGAAUCCUUGGAUCUCUCCUAUAAUAAUUUUUCUGGAUUGAUUCCGAAGUCAUUAGAGGCACUCAACUAUUUACAACAUUUUGAUGUGUCUCACAACAGACUAGAGGGAGAGAUUCCUGAUGGGGGUUGUUUUGCAAAUUUUACUGCUCAAUCAUUUGUGCAGAACUAUGCUCUCUGCAGUGAAACUCGACAUCAAUUUCCACAUUGUGGUAAAACACCUGAAAGAUCAAAGUCAAAGAUUGUGGUCGCAUUAAUGAAAUAUAUUCUCCCCCCAAUCAUAGCAGUUAUUCUUGCAAUGAGCAUAACAAUUUUGAUGAUAAGACGAAAAUCAUACAGACAAGUACCGAAGAGCGAAAAUUCAUUAGGUAUUUCAUGGAGAAGGAUUUCUUAUCAGGAACUUCGACAAUCAACAAAUGCCUUCAAUGAAACCAACAUUCUUGGAAGUGGAAGUUUCAGUUCAGUUUAUAAAGGAACACUUUCUGAUGGAUUGAAUGUUGCAGUGAAAGUAUUUAAUUUGCAUUCAGAACGAAUAAGCAAGAGUUUUGAUAUGGAAAGUGAGGUAUUGAGCACCAUUCGCCAUAGGAAUUUAAUCAAAAUCAUUGGAAGUUGCAGCAACACAGAGUUCAAAGCCUUGAUACUGGAGUUCAUGCCUAAUGGGAGCCUGGAAAAAUGGUUAUAUUCCCACAACUAUUUCUUGGACAUGCUAAAAAGAUUAAAUAUAGCAAUUGAUGUUGCACUGGCUUUAGAAUAUCUUCAUCACGGUCUGACAUUCACCGUCCUUCAUUGUGAUUUAAAGCCUAGCAAUGUACUGCUUGACGAAGUUAUGGUUGGUCACGUUUCUGAUUUUGGUAUGGCCAAACUCUUUGGUCAAGGGGAGUCAAUGGCUCAAAUGAAGACCUUGGCAACAAUUGGAUAUAUGGCACCAGAAUAUGGAACUGAAGGAAUAGUAACCACUAGUGGCGAUGUCUACAGCUUUGGUAUAAUGCUGUUGGAGAUGUACACGAGGAAGAAGCCGAGAGAUGAAAUGUUUGGUGAACAAAUGAGCUUGAAAAUCUAGGUUAGCCAAUCUUUAAGUGAAGAUAAGAUAACUGAAGUUGUGGAUACC